CGCAAUUGUUGUGAGCCUUGCCACACCAGGAUGCAUUCGUUCUACCGGCGCCACGCGCACGAUUCGGACUCCAAGGACGACUUGCCGUUGACCGGGUCUCCGCUGCUAGACCUGGUGAUUCCCAUUACCAUCGCUCCUCCCGCGCAUGCUGUUGUUCCAGACGACGCCAUGGUCCACGCCGAAGACAUCAUGCGAGACAGUUGCGAGAGCUAUCCAUCCGACUGCGAAAGCAUGUGGGACUCAUCGCGCAGUCUCACGGACAUGGCGCUGACCUCGUCGACGUCGUUGGCGGACGUGUUGGCGUCCCAGCGCAGCACGUUUCAGGACAUGCAGACCCAGCAGCCUCUAUCGUCGACUGCGACCAUCGAGAGCAGCAUGCGCUUGCUUGAAAGCAUGACUGUCGACGACGUGUCGGCAUUCCUGGACGACUCAUCGACCAUAGUGCUCCCGCCAUCUCAGACGUCCAUUUUAGUCGAAGACGAUCCUCAAAAGUCGCGCCAAGCGCAGUCUCGCUGGGCCCAACAAGUGCGGCUCAAGACAGCCCGGUUCCUCUUUGAGCAGACCCAGGCCGCCAAGGCCAAGGUGUCCAAGAUGGCAACUGCGACCGCCCCGCCUGCCCCCCAUGAUGCCUCAACUUCACCAGCCGACUCUUCCCCGUCGGCAGAGACCCCAAGUACGCUGCAGAAGUGGAACCGUUGGCUAACGGACCACUACAACUCGAACGUCAAGCCCGGCUCGCACCAUGCGAUUCUGGGGCGAAAGGGAGGGCUGCACAUGCUGCCGAAUCCCCUCGUGGCCCUAUGGAGCCGAGAGGACCCCCAUGCAUCCAACGCGGUGGACCCUCUCGGGCUGGUCGCGCUGGAAGAAGUCGUCCAGACGCCCAAAAUGAUGCGGUACUAUGCGUCGUGGCUGCCCACAGAACCAGACAAGUGCAAACUGUUCUUCUUGUGCAGUUUGGACGAAUACCGCCUGUUUUGGCGGACACUGGCCAGCCAAUCAUCGACGACCGUCUUGUCAGACGAGAGUCGCAGCCGCCUGCAAACAUACGGUCGCAAGAUAUUUGCCAAAUAUUUGGUCUCCACGUCCCCCUUCUUCAUUGGCCAUGACGACGACGGGACGGCGGCGGCAGUCGACGCGGCAAUUUCCGCGGGCGGCGAGGGGGCGCUGCAUGCAUUUGACGGCAUCUCUGUCCUCGUCAAGCAGCACCUGAUGGCGUCAUACCCGACAUUCCGCGCCACCGACCUGUAUAAAGACAUGCUGGCGUCGUGCCGUCGGGAGCUGCUGCCGCUCGACUGUGUGCUGUUGAAUCGGCUAUUUUGCCACUUUUUCUGGCUAUUUCUAUUCCAGCAUCAGUACCACAACGAGUUGGCUUUGUACAUGGACGUCCAGUACAACUUUAAGUUUGUAUGUCGAGAUUGGCAUCGGGGAAUUCGAGCCCACGACGACGGCGACGACGACGACGAGCAUGUGAUGCACGUACAAGGUCAAUGUGUCACGGCCCUGCACUACCUUCGACGGAGGUACCUCCACGACAACUACGCUUUAAACCAGAAACUCGACACGGACGACCUCGCAGUCGCACACGCCUUGUUGCACCAAGAACAAGAGAAAAUCGUCCAAAAACUCCAAGACAUGUACUCGGAGCUGUACUUUCGGUUUAUUGCUAGCCACGCGUAUGCUGGGUUUGUCUUGUAUGAGCAGCACUCACCCCAUGAACUGUCGGAGCUGCUGCUGCAUUAUGGCCUUCGCGCACACUCGUUGCCGUCAGGACAUUGCCGUGUGGACCCCCCCAUCUUGGACGACGUACCAAUCGACUGGUUAGAAGCCAUAGUGUACUUUGAGAGCAUUCCCACGGCGCCUACUACCUUGGAGCUCAAGUGGACGCCGCACUUUGGCGCGUCCACGCUCGCCGGCGCCACCGGCCUCGAUGCGUUUCUCGUGCCAUGCUUCGAAUCGAUUUGA
Molecule: messenger RNA, 1962 nt
Organism: Aphanomyces astaci
Lineage: Eukaryota; Oomycota; Saprolegniomycetes; Saprolegniales; Verrucalvaceae
Exons: 7
Coding region: 31-1962 (643 amino acids)
Source: RefSeq, a predicted model, not a curated record